Messenger RNA from Pyricularia oryzae 70-15, 1470 nucleotides. RefSeq lists its product as uncharacterized. Bases 190 to 1011 code for a protein of 273 amino acids. Gene Ontology annotation, molecular function: protein binding. Lineage: Eukaryota; Fungi; Ascomycota; Sordariomycetes; Magnaporthales; Pyriculariaceae. The transcript has 3 exons. The record is from RefSeq and is a predicted model, not a curated record.
CAAUCACAGAGACGGCCCAUGCAAACGCCGCUAUCUAACCGCACAACGAGUGGCGGGGUACACGCCUGUUCGACUUAUCUUAAUAUUCGUACUUGCCAACAAACCCUUCAAUUUUAACAUUAUCGCUGACAUGGAAGAGAGGUCAACAAUCCUUACGGCUCGCGACAGACAAAAGAGAGACACGCCACGAUGGAUGCGUCGCCCGAGCAGGCCUUGAGGGACUCCCUGAAGAGUCUCCUCAUUAGUGGAGACUACUCCGACAUGACGAUCGCCUGCGGUGACGAUACGUAUCGUGUACACAAAGCGAUCAUGUGCCCCCGCUCGAAAUACUUCGAGACCAGCUUCAAGGUGGACAUGCAGGAGAGCCACACAUCCCACGUAGACCUGUCCAACCACAACCCAGAUGCUGUCAAGCUUGUCAUCGAUUUCUUCUAUCUGGCGGAUUAUCCGCCUUUGCACAACAGCCCAGCGGGACUCAAAGGACCUACCAAUUCCGAGAUUUCUGCCAUUGAAGUUGCCGAGUUCGAUGAUGCUCCACCGCAACCUGAGGACGACUGUCUCUUGGGGACGAGUUACAAAUCCAAAAAGGGUAAGAAAAUGAAGAAAAAGAGCAAUUUGGGCGUCAUGGAAGAGCCAGCGGGCCCAUCCAACGCAGGGCCAGAGCCGCAAUCCAUCAACCCCGCCGUAUCACUGAACAAAACGUUCCUUCUCACGCAUUGUCGCGUCUACGCCCUGGCCGAGUACCUUCAAGUUGCCGAGCUCAAGGUUCUGGCGGCGAGGAAGUUCCGCGCUGAGGCGGAAAAGUACUGGAACCACCAGGACUUUUUCGAGGCGGUGCAGGAGGUUUACCUAACGUCGGCCCGCGGCGACAAGCUUUUGCGCGAUAUCGUGGUCAGUGUUAUGAAGAGGCACGAGGAGCUCUUGGAUCGGUUUGAGUACCAGGAAGUUGUGAGCCAGCUUGAUUUGGCCUUUGAGCUCCUGAUGGCUGUCAAGACUAAUGGGUGGGGAUAAGGGUCGCUGUAUUUUUGUGGUUUUGACGAUGCUACGUUUUCUGUCUGGCUGUCAUGUCACCUCAUUCCAAUGAAGGUCGGCAUUAUUCCAGUGCCGCCCUGUUGGACUUGAUAGGAGGUGGUUGCACUCAGUCUGUGACACGUUUACUCUGGCUCAUCAUAUAUCGUACACCGUCGAGGUACCCGCGCUAGCUAAGAAUAUGACUAUACUGAUUGUAGCGCGUGAUAAGAAAUUGUCAGCUCUUUUGGCCGUAUAACAAGCGCACUGCCGACUGGGAUGCCACGCAACUUUCAUCACUAAAGACCGAAUCCUGGAUUCCUCGGUUGAACUUGGGUACGCAGAUGUGUGUCAAGCCAAUCAUAGUCUCAACAAACGCAUGUAUAUGUCGGUCAUUAUUCGCAAGUACCAUUAACUAAUUAACUAUUUACUUGGACAAAUAAAUCCUAUUAAUUAUCGUCA